Effrenium voratum is the source of this 1670-nucleotide messenger RNA. The record is from the annotation of a GenBank genome assembly. Lineage: Eukaryota; Dinophyceae; Suessiales; Symbiodiniaceae.
AGUUUGGCUGAAAGGUUCUGGACAAGUGAGUCUUUUUGCGGCUGCAGAAAAUAGGCCCCCGCAAAAUGCUCCGCACCCUGGCAGCAACUUGGAUGGGCGCUGCAGCACAGCAGGUGGGGACACACGUCGAGGAGUUCCACCCGGAGAUGGCGCUGUACACCUGCGACAGCGCCGGUUGCUCAAAGGAGGUGAAGUCUGUGGUUUUGGACUCCAACUGGCGAUGGAUCCACAAUGGCCAGUACACCAACUGCUACAAGGAUGGUGACUGGGAUGCCACCUUGUGCCCGGACCCCGUGACCUGUGCGGCAAAUUGCCACAUGGAGGGUAAUUCGGAGGAGCACUACAAGAAGACAUACGGAAUCAACACCAUUGAUGACGGUCUGAGGCUGGACUUCGUGAGCACGACGAAGUAUGGCUCCAACUUCGGGUCUCGGGUGUACAUGUUGGACAGCCCCGACAUGUACAAGGUCUUCAAGCUGCUGAAUCGGGAGUUCACCCUGACGGUGGACAUGAAAUACAUGCCCUGCGGCCUCAACGGCGCCGUCUACUUUGUGGAGAUGGAUGCCGAUGGCGGCAAGAGCAACGCCGAGCUGAGCGGAGGCAACAACAAGGCCGGCGCCAAGUAUGGCACGGGGUACUGCGAUGCGCAGUGCCCGCACGACAUGAAGUUCAUGCAGGGCAAGGCAAAUGUCAUCUCCUGGAACGCCAGCCAUACCCCUCCAAUCGGCAAGUGGGGAGCCUGCUGCGCGGAGAUGGACAUCUGGGAGGCCAAUAGCAAAGCCACGGCCUACACGCCCCACCCUUGCUCCUUCACCGGAGUCUAUGUUUGCGAGGGCGUGGAUUGCGGCGACAACGCGAAGGAGGAGCGCUAUGAUGGUGUUUGUGACAAGGAUGGCUGUGACUUCAACUCUUGGCGGCUUGGAGCCAGGGAGUUCUAUGGCCGGGGCAAGGACUACGAUGUCAACACCCGGAAGAAGAUUACCGUAGUCACCCAGUUCAUCACUGAGGGUAACAGAGAUGAUGGGGACCUCAUCGACAUCCGGCGAUUCUACGUGCAGGACGGCAAAGUCAUCCCCAACUCCAACGUUUCCUUGGCCGGGGUCUCGGGGAAUUCGGUCACCGACAAGGUCUGUGCAGACAUGAAGUCGGCCUUUGGGGACAUCGACGACUUCACUCGGAAGGGUGGCUUGAAGGCCAUGGGAGAGGCAUUGGAUCGGGGGAUGGUCCUGGUGAUGUCGCUGUGGGAUGACGAGGAGGCGAACAUGUUGUGGCUGGAUUCGGACUAUCCCUUGAACAAGGACCCCUCUAUCCCCGGUGUUAGCCGUGGCCCCUGCGCCACAGACACAGGCAAGCCCGAGUACCUCCGCGAGAAGUACGCAGCGGCACGCGUGAAGUACAGCAAGAUCAAGGUGGGAACUAUUGGGUCCACUUUCAACGGCCAGGACGACGAGGAUGAUGACGACGACGGAAUCUGGGAUGAUGACCGUAGGCUUCAGGAGCUCCACAUUUGAGCCAGGCCUUUUGAGCCCUGCCUCGCUCUUUUGACUUGCAAACGCAAACCCGGGCGCCAGAGACUGGCUAAGCCUGAUUCGAUUACAGGAAUUCGAACUGCUUGCAAACCCAAUACUUGAGUCUGCCUUUUUUUGAGGGUACCCCUUUUGGAGCGGUUU